Molecule: messenger RNA, 1510 nt
Organism: Xiphias gladius (swordfish)
Lineage: Eukaryota; Metazoa; Chordata; Actinopteri; Istiophoriformes; Xiphiidae
Gene: wnt16
Product: wingless-type MMTV integration site family, member 16
Exons: 4
Coding region: 10-1077 (355 amino acids)
Biological process (GO): canonical Wnt signaling pathway; cell fate commitment; multicellular organism development
Cellular component (GO): extracellular region
Molecular function (GO): frizzled binding; cytokine activity
Source: RefSeq, a predicted model, not a curated record
GAAGAGGUCAUGGAGAGACGGAUCUGCGGAGUCCGACACAUGUGCGCUCUGACUCUGCUGCUGGUCUCCGUGUGUCCGCUCCGCUGCAGAGCCAGCUGGAUGUGGCUGGGCGUGACCUCGGCGGGAGUCCCGGAGAACCUGGGCUGCGCCGACCUGCCUCUGAGCCACAAACAGCGGGAGCUGUGCCGGAAGAAGCCGUUCCUGCUGCCCAGCAUCCAGGAGGGAGCCCGGCUGGCCGUCGCUGAGUGUCAGAGCCAGUUCAGACACGAGAGGUGGAACUGCUCCACCACCGAAGACCCGUCCGUGUUCGGAUACGAGUUGACGAGCGGAACUAAAGAAACGGCGUUUAUCUACGCGGUGAUGGCGGCGGGGCUGGUCCACGCCAUCACGCGCUCCUGCAGUCACGGCAACAUGACGGAGUGCGGCUGCGACACUCGGUUGCAGGGGGGCGGCUUGGCGGCGGAGGGCUGGCACUGGGGCGGCUGCUCGGACCACAUCCAGUACGGGACCUGGUUCAGCCGCAAGUUCAUCGACAACGCCGUCAAAAACAUGUCGACGAGCAGAGGAGGGUACACGCUGAUCACCAUGAACCAGCACAACACCGAGGCCGGACGACAGGCGAUUGACAGGACGAUGUCGACAGACUGUCGUUGUCACGGUGUUUCCGGUUCCUGUGCAGUGAAGACGUGUUGGAGGACGAUGGCGCCAUUUGAGCGCGUCGGCGUUUAUCUGAAGGAGCGAUACGAGCGCAGUGUUCAGGUGUCGGACCGCUCGAGGAGGAAGACGAGGAGGAAGGACCAGCGACGCCUCCCCGUGGACAAACACCAGCUCAUCUUCUUCAACAAGUCUCCCAACUACUGCCUGGAGGACCGACGGCGGGGCGUCUCCGGCACCAGAGGACGCCGCUGCAACCGGACGUCCGCCGGGUCGGACGGCUGCAACCUGCUGUGCUGCGGCCGAGGAUACAACACACACGUGGUGAGACACGUCCAACGCUGCGAGUGCAAGUUCGUCUGGUGCUGCUACGUCCGCUGCAGGCGCUGCGAGAGCAUGAACGACAUGCACACCUGUAAGUAAAGACAACAGCACACCUGAGGGUAAAGGUCACACCUGAGGGCAAAGGUCACACCAGCGAAUUAACCAGACUUUAGUAAAAAGAUUUGACUGUGCUGAGACACGCAGAUGAGUCAGUGAUGGACUAAUGCUAUUGGAUUUCUCUGCGACCAAUCGGGAACCUUUCCCCACCUGCCACACCUGCGCAGCAGACGACAGGCUGUGAUUGGUUGAUGCUGCAGAGGGGGAGCUCCAGAUUUUUCCAGAGUUUAUUUAUGAAUUGUUUCAGUGUCUCUACCCUCCCAUGAAGACUUUUACCUGGAUUGAUUUUUUUUUUACAGCGCCCCCAUCAGGACGUCCGUUUACGCUGCAUCGUGCUCUGCUGCAUUUUCAUGAAAUGAAAGCUCCCUGUGGACUUUUACAGUUUCUGUUUCAUUACUCAGUGUCUCACACAGAA